AUGUCGGAUAAAACGGCUCCGCGCUGCCAGCUGAGACUGGAGUGGAUCCACGGAUACAGAGGCCACCAGUGUCGCAACAACCUGUACUACACGGCUGGGAAAGAGGUGGUGUACUUCGUGGCUGGAGUGGGCGUCGUCUACAACACCCGCGAACACACCCAGAAGUUCUACCUGGGUCACAAUGAUGACAUCAUCAGCCUGGCGAUCCACCCUGAUAGGAUCCAGGUGGCGACGGGUCAGGUGGGGAAGGAUCCGUACAUCUGUAUCUGGGACACGUACGCCAUCCAGACGGUUUCCAUCCUGAGAGACGUCCACACACACGGAGUGGCCUGCCUCGCCUUCGACUCAGACGGACAGCGGCUCGCCUCCGUCGGAUUGGACGCCAAGAACACCGUCUGCGUCUGGGAUUGGAGGAGAGGACGAGUCCUCGCCACGGCAACCGGACACUCAGACAGGAUCUUCGACGUGGCGUGGGAUUCGUUCCAGGCGAGCCGAUUGGUCAGCUGUGGCGUCAAACACAUCAAGUUCUGGACUCUGUGUGGGAACGCUCUGACGCCGAAGCGAGGGAUCUUCGGGAAGACGGGCGACCUGCAGACCAUCCUGUGCGUCGCCACCGCCAAAGACGAGCUGACGUACUCCGGCGCUCUGAACGGGGACGUGUACGUGUGGAGAGGGAUCACGCUGAUCAGGACCGUACAGGCUGCACACGGGGCGGGGAUCUUCAGCAUGCACGCCUGUGAGGAAGGAUUCGCCACCGGAGGACGAGACGGCUGCAUCCGACUUUGGGACGUCGACUUCAAACCGAUCACGAAGAUCGACCUGAGAGAGACGGAGCAGGGCUACAAAGGCCUGUCGAUCCGCAGCGUGUGCUGGAAGGCGGACCGGAUCCUGGCAGGAACCCAGGACAGCGAGAUCUUUGAGGUGAUGGUCCGGGACCGGGACAAACCGGUUCUCCUGAUGCAGGGUCACAGCGAGGGCGAGCUCUGGGCGCUCGACCUGCACCCCAAACAACCGGUCGCCGUUACCGGGAGCGACGACCGCUCCGUCAGGCUGUGGAGUCUCCCUGAUCACACCCUGCUGGCUCGCUGUAACAUGGAGGAAUCAGUUCGAAGUGUUUCCUUCAACAACGACGGUUCUCAGCUCGCUCUGGGGAUGAAGGACGGAUCCUUCACCGUGCUGCGAGUCAGGGACAUGACGGAGGUGGUGCACAUCAAGGACAGGAAGGAAGUGAUCCACGAGCUGAAGUUCUCUCCGGACGGUUCCUUCCUGGCGGUGGGAUCCAACGACGGGCUGGUGGACGUCUACGCCGUCGCUCAGCGCUACAAGAAGGUGGGCGAGUGCUGCCGCUCCGCCUCCUUCAUCACACACCUGGACUGGUCCGUGGACAGCCGCUUCCUGCAGACCAACGACGGCGCCGGCGAGCGGCUCUUCUACCGGAUGCCGGCGGGGAAGCUGGUUCCUAAAGAGGAGGCGAAGGGGAUCCACUGGAUGACGUGGACCGGCGUGGUCGGGGCGGAGGUGAACGGCAUCUGGCCCAAAUACUCCACCAUCAGCAACGUGAACUCUGUGGACGCCAACUACAGCAGCGCCGUGCUGGUUACCGGGGACGACCUGGGCCUCGUCAAACUCUUCCGGUUCCCCUGCCUCAAGAAAGGAGCCAAAUUUAAGAAGUACAUCGGCCACUCGGCCCACGUGACGAACGUCCGCUGGUCCAACGACCUGCAGUGGGUCGUCAGCACCGGCGGCGCCGAUCACGCCGUGUUCCAGUGGAGGUUCCUGCCUGAAGGCGUCAUGAACGGCGUCCUGGAGCCGCUCCUCCAAGAGGGUUACGCCGACUCUAACAGCGGAGAGUCGGACUCGGACGUGUCCGACGUCCCGGAGCUCGACUCCGACAUCGAACAGGAAGCUCAGACCAGCUACGAACGUCAGGUGUACAAGGAGGACCUGCCUCAGCUGAAGAAGAAGCUGAUUGGUUCCCUGAAGAGGCAGAAAGCUCCGGAGGAGGGGCUUCGCCUGCAGUUCGUUCACGGGUACCGGGGUUUCGACUGCCGUAACAACCUGUUCUACAGCCAGGCGGGGGAGGUUCUGUACCACGUGGCCGCCGUCGCCGUGGUGUAUAACCGCCUGCAGCACAGCCAGCGGUUCUACCUCGGCCACGACGACGACAUCCUCAGCCUCACCGUCCACCCGCUCAAAGACUUCGUGGCCUCCGCGCAGGUGGGCAGAGACCCGGCCAUCCACGUCUGGGACAUUCAGACUCUGAAGUGUCUGUCGCUGCUCAAAGGACAUCACAGCCGAGGAGUGUGUGCGCUGGAGUUCACAGCUGAUGGGAAGAGUUUGGUUUGUGGAAUCGAUGAAUUUCACUCCAUCGUCAUCUGGGACUGGAAGAAAGGAGAGCGACUGGCCAAAGCCAGGGGUCAUAAAGACAAGAUCUUUGUGGUGAAGAGUAAUCCGUUCAGGAUGGACAAGCUGGUGACUGUCGGCAUAAAGCACAUCAAGUUCUGGCAGCACUCAGGGGGCGGUCUGACCUUCAAGCGGGGGAUCUUCGGGACUGGGAAGCAGGAGACGAUGAUGUCGGCGAGUUACGGGCGCUCGGAGGACCUGGUCUUCUCCGGAGCCACGAACGGAGACGUCUACAUCUGGAGAGACACGACGCUCAUCAAGACCAUCAAAGCCCACGACGGACCCGUGUUCGCCAUGUGCUCCCUGGACAAGGGCUUCGUGACGGGGGGGAAGGACGGCAUCGUGGAGCUGUGGGACGACAUGUUUGAACGAUGUCUGAAGACGUACGCCAUAAAGAGAGCCGCUCUGUCCCCGACCUCCAAAGGACUGCUGCUGGAGGACAACCCGUCCAUCAGAGCCAUCACCCUGGGACACGGCCACAUCCUGCUGGGGACCAAGAACGGAGAAAUCCUGGAGAUCGAUAAGAGCGGCCCGAUGACGCUGCUGGUUCAGGGUCACAUGGAGGGGGAGGUCUGGGGUCUGGCGGCUCACCCUCAACUUCCUGUCUGCGCCACCGUCAGCGACGACAAGACUCUGAGGAUCUGGGAGCUGUCGACCAAUCACCGAAUGGUCGCCGUCAGGAAGCUGAAGAAAGGCGGCCGCUGCUGCUCCUUCUCUCCAGACGGGAAGGCUCUGGCUGUCGGGUUGAAUGACGGCAGCUUCCUGGUUGUGAACGCCGACACGUUGGAGGACAUGGUGACGUUCCACCACCGCCGGGAACUCAUCUCCGACAUCCGCUUCUCCCAAGAUUUGGGGAAGUACCUGGCCGUGGCGUCACAUGACUCCUUCGUGGACAUCUACAACGUGCUGACCAGUAAGCGAGUGGGGAUCUGUAAAGGAGCCGGCAGCUACAUCACUCACAUCGACUGGGACAACCGAGGUAAACUGCUGCAGGUGAACACCGGAGCCAAAGAGCAGCUGUUCUUCGAGGCUCCGCGAGGACGCAAGCAGAACAUCAGCGUAGCCGAGUUUGAGAAGCUGGACUGGGCGAGCUGGACGUCGGUCCUCGGUCCGACCUGUGAGGGAAUAUGGCCGACGCUGAGCUUCGUUAACGCCACCUCGCUCACCAAAGAUCGUAAACUUCUGGCCAGCGGAGACGACUUCGGCUUCAUCAAACUGUUCAGCUUCCCGUCGAGGGGCCAGUUUGCGAAGUUUAAGAAGUACGUGGGUCACAGCACCAACGUGACCAACGUGCGCUGGUCCAACGACGACUCCGUGCUGCUGUCGGUUGGCGGCGCCGACACAGCGCUGAUGAUCUGGAGCCGAGAGCCGCCGGGACACAAAGAGAGCAAAGCUGUGGACAGCGAGGAGUCGGACGACGACACAGAGGAGGACGGAGGGUACGACAGCGACGUGGCUCGAGAGAAGGCCGUCGACUACAUCACCAAGAUCUACUCGGCCAGCAUCAGGAACAUGUCAGGAACCAAACCUCACCUCCAGCACAAAGAGCUUCCUGUGGAGGAGAGACCUCCGGUGAGCAGAGCGACGCCGGUUCCCGAAAAACUGCUGAAGAACAACGUGACCAAGAAGAAGAAAGCGGUGGAGGAACUCGUGUUGGAGCAUGUUUUCGGGUACCGAGGCUUCGACUGCCGGAACAACCUGCAUUACCUCAACGACGGCGCCGACAUCAUCUUCCACACCGCGGCCGCCGUCGUCAUCCAGAGUCUGUCCUCCGGAACUCAGAGUUUCUACCUGGAGCACACGGACGACAUCCUGUGUCUGACCGUCAACCAGCACCCGAAGUACCAGAACAUCAUCGCCACGGGACAGAUCGGUGACAUCACAGACCUCCCAGGUCUCGCCCCAUCCAUCCAUGUGUGGGACGCCAUGACCAAGCAGACGCUGUCCAUCCUCCGAUGUUCUCAUGCUAAAGGAGUCGGCUACGUCAACUUCAGUGCCACAGGAAAGCUGCUGCUGUCCGUUGGCGUGGAGCCUGAACACGCCAUCACCGUGUGGAGGUGGCAGGAAGGCACCAAGGUGACCAGUAAAGGCGGCCACGCUGAGCGGAUCUUUGUGGUGGAGUUCAGACCGGACUCUGACACUCAGUUUGUGUCUGUGGGAAUCAAACACAUCAAGUUCUGGACGCUGGUCGGAGGUUCGCUCAUGUACAAGAAAGGCGUGAUCGGCGCAGUGGAGGAUGGACGCAUGCAGACCAUGUUGUCUGUGGCCUUUGGUGCCAACAACCUGACGUUUACUGGUGCUAUAAACGGAGAUGUGUACGUCUGGAGGGAGCACUUCCUGGUGCGUGUGGUGGCGAAGGCACACAGUGGUCCGGUCUUCACCAUGUACACCACGCUAAGGGACGGACUCAUCGUCACCGGGGGGAAGGAACGGCCCACUAAGGAGGGGGGUGCUGUGAAGCUUUGGGACCAGGAGAUGAAGCGCUGCAGAGCGUUUCAGCUGGAAACUGGCCAGCCGGUGGAGAACGUCCGAUCUGUCUGCAGAGGGAAGGGUAAAAUCCUGGUGGGAACCAAAGAUGGUGAGAUCAUCGAGGUUGGAGAGAAGAACGCUGCCUCCAAUACGAUGAUCAAUGGACACACUCAAGGAGGGAUCUGGGGUUUGGCAACUCACCCUUUCAAAGACGUCUUCAUCUCCGCCAGCGAUGAUGGAACCAUCCGAAUAUGGGACCUCGCUGACAAGAAACUACUGAACAAGGUGAGUUUGGGUCAUCCUGCCAAGUGCACAUGCUACAGCCCCAACGGAGAGAUGGUUUCUAUCGGCAUGGAGAACGGAGAGUUCAUCGUCCUGCUGGUCAACUCGCUCACUGUCUGGGGCAAGAAAAGGGACCGCAGCGUCGCCAUCCAGGACAUACGGUUCAGUCCAGAUAACCGGUUCCUGGCGGUGGGCUCAGUUGAAAGUGCUGUGGAUUUCUACGACCUUUCUCUUGGACCUUCCCUCAACCGGAUUGGUUACUGUAAGGACAUACCGGGCUUCGUCAUCCAGAUUGACUUCUCUGCUGACAGCAAACACAUCCAGGUGUCUACCAGCACCUACACUCGGCAGGUGCACGAAGUUCCUUCUGGGAAGGUCGUCACAGAGCCGUUUGCCAUUGAGAGGAUCACAUGGGCUACCUGGACCAGCAUCCUGGGUGACGAGGUUCUCGGUGUUUGGCCCCGUAACGCUGAGAAGGCCGACGUGAACUGCGCUUGUGUUUCCCACGCUGGCCUCAACCUGGUGACCGGAGACGACUUCGGCCUCAUCAAGCUCUUUGAUUUCCCGUGCUCGGAAAAAUUUGCGAAACACAAGCGUUACUUCGGUCACUCUGCUCACGUGACCAACGUUCGCUUCUCCUGUGAUGAUAAGUACGUGAUCAGCGCCGGCGGCAGCGACUGCAGUUUAUUUGUGUGGAAAUGCCAGUGAGUCCUCCACAAUCCUCCAUCAGUCUUCUUUUCUUCUCCUGUGAUGCUGCACUCACCUGAAGCUUCAGUCCCUUUACCUGAGAACAGGAA
Molecule: messenger RNA, 5951 nt
Organism: Scomber japonicus (chub mackerel)
Lineage: Eukaryota; Metazoa; Chordata; Actinopteri; Scombriformes; Scombridae
Product: echinoderm microtubule-associated protein-like 6
Molecular function (GO): microtubule binding
Source: RefSeq, a predicted model, not a curated record